AAUAUAUGUUGACCGGUUUGUUGUAAAUUCUCGUUGGGUUUCCAUUUACUACCGGAUGCAGCAGUAAAUAAACCCCAAAUCCAGAUUUUCAGACAAACCCUAGAGAGUCUGAAUCGUAAAAACAGGAAAAGGAAUCGGAGAUGACGACCACCGACGGCACCAUCGCCAACUCCGCUACCAAAAACCCUAAAAAGGCCAAUCUCUUGGAUCAUCACUCCAUCAAGUACUUACUCGAUGAAUCUGUAUCCGAGAUCGUGGCAAGCCGCGGUUACAGUGAAGAUGUUAGACUGAGUAAUGUUCGAUUGUUGAUUGGUGCGAUCCUGAUCAUCUACACCAAGGAAAAGAACGCAAUUUUGUUUACAUAUCCUCCAGCAGGGUCUGCUUACAAGAGCACUGGGUUGAUGAUAUCUUCAAAGUUGCCCAGAUUCUCUGAUAUGUAUACACUUACCAUAGCCAGUGCAGAUCCCAAAUCUAUUUCUGCAAACCCAACAGUGGAGUUCACCAAAAGUGUUACAAAAUGGUUUACAAAGGAUGGAGUGUUGGUGGAGGGUCUUUUCUGGAAAGAUGUUGAGGGGCUGGUGAACCAGUAUGCCAAAGAACACAAGAAAAAUGAAAGCUUGAACCUUAUGAUAUUGAAAAAAUGUUGGACAAACGCAUUUGAGCUUUAA
Messenger RNA from Lactuca virosa, 668 nucleotides. The record is from the annotation of a GenBank genome assembly. Lineage: Eukaryota; Viridiplantae; Streptophyta; Magnoliopsida; Asterales; Asteraceae.